Symbiodinium sp. CCMP2592 is the source of this 645-nucleotide messenger RNA. The record is from the annotation of a GenBank genome assembly. NCBI's taxonomy places the organism in Eukaryota, Dinophyceae, Suessiales, Symbiodiniaceae.
AUGCCAUCAACCAUGGCACUGCUCCUCUUCCGGAACGCUGACCGUUUGCACACGGGAGAGACCCUUUUCGUGAAGCGCUGGCCUCCUGCAGGCGGCCUGAAGGAGCUUCUACAGCUGGCCGGCGAGGCCACGAAGCCUGUUGUUGCUCCAGCACGAGCGCUGUAUGACGUCACGCUGAAGCCGGUGAUGUCGCUGGAUGAAGUGCAGCCAGGUGGCACCUACUUGGUGAAGGGCUUGGAGGCUUUCGAUCCGCCAAAGCUCCUCUUCAACCACCAACCAGCUCAGGGGCCGUCGCUGCGGACCUUAGCACGUGCCAGGCAAGCAGUGGCCGGAGAUCGCGACAUGGUCGAAGUAUUCUCGCAGGUGCCAUCGCUCGCCUCACAGAAGACUCGUGCUUCCCUUGACAGGGAGCCCUUGCCCACUGUGCAAUCGCCGCCCUGGCUGUCGCAGGAAGGCAUGCCAGAAGUAGAGCCACGAAAAGGGCAAUGGCAGGUAGACGACUUCCUCCAGCACAAGUUGAGCUGGAGCUGCCAAGGCCCUCUGCACCGACACUACCUCUGGGACCAAUGGACACCGGUGCUGCAGUCAUCGUACAACCGUCACCAAAAGCGGAUCGACCGCUUUGCCGCCACAUCAUCCAGCUGA